Molecule: messenger RNA, 744 nt
Organism: Coffea eugenioides
Lineage: Eukaryota; Viridiplantae; Streptophyta; Magnoliopsida; Gentianales; Rubiaceae
Exons: 3
Coding region: 1-744 (247 amino acids)
Source: RefSeq, a predicted model, not a curated record
AUGAGGGCAUUGCUAUCGCGGAGCUUUUACUGGCCAAAGAUGAAAGAGGAUAUCGAAGCAUACGUGAAAACUUGCCAUGUUUGUCAACAAGACAAGGUGGAAAGGAAGAAGGAGCCAGGCUUGUUGCAGCCUUUAUUUUCUAUGUAUGCUGUGUUUAUUAGUGCGCCGAAGGUGUGCCCGGCUGAUGCUGCUGCUGAGUUGUUUUACAGACAUGACGGGAGUCAUUGUCCAGCCGUACACCGGUUUGCUCGUACCAAGCAAGAACUUAUAUAUGAAACGAGGGAUAGUUUGCUGGUGUCACAACAACGCAUGAAAAAGUACGCAUACCAACGUAGAGGGGACUUGGAGUUCCAAGUGGGAGAUCAAGUGAUGCUGAAAUUGACUCUCCAAAUUUUGAAGAAAGUAAGCAGCAAGACAGUCCAUCGUGGGUUCAUUCCUAAGUACGAUGGACCAUUCGAGGUGAUUAAGAAGGUGGGUCGUGUAGCCUAUCGGUUGAAACUGCCCGACAGACUCCAGAUUCACCCGACCUUCCAUGUGAGCUUUCUGAAGCCUUUCAAUCAGGAUAAGAUGGAUGAAGGACGGAAGCAAGCAAAACGUGCUUCGCCGGUGAUCCGCAAGCAAUUCCAAAAAGAUGUGGAGGCCAUACUAGACCACAGAACGAUGGGGCAGAGCAAAAAAAAUAGACGGACAGACUAUCUGAUCCAUUGGAAGGGAGAAACUGAGUUGGAUGCUACUUGGGAAUGA